GGCUUCUAGAUUAUGAUAUAUAUAUCGUUGACUCUGCGUCCUUAGUCCAGUAGGAACGACGCUCAUUUUCCUCUGAAAUGACGGAGCCACUCGUCCCAGACGUUCCAUUCACCAGCUACACACCGCGAGUUGCAAUCGUCACUGGAGGUACUCAGGGUAUCGGCUAUGCUAUUGCAAACAGGCUCGCGGACGACGGGAUUAAUAUUGCUGUAAACGAUAUCCCCUCAAAGCAACCACAGAUCGACGCAGUGGUAGAAGAAAUUAAAAAGAAAAGCCGUCGGGCCAUCGCCGUACCAGGAGAUGUAUGCUCCGAAGCGGACGUCAUUUCCAUUGUUGAGAAAGUAGUAAGUGAACUAGGAAGUGUCGAUAUUAUGGUUGCGAAUGCAGGAAUUGCCAUGCAUAAAUCCAUCCUUGAUACCACACUCGAGAACUUUGAGGCUAUCCAUGCCGUCAACAAUCGUGGCGUCUUCUUAUGUCUUAAAUAUGCUGCAGCACAGAUGGUUAAGCAGGGUCGAGGCGGAAGGCUGAUAGCCGCAAGCUCGGUAGUGGGAAAGAUGGGAAGUCUGGGUUUAACGGCUUACUCCGCUUCAAAAUUCGCAGUUCGAGGACUAACGCAAUCUGCCUCUGCUGACCUACGCAAAUACGGAAUAACGGUCAAUACGUAUGCACCUGGAAUCAUCCGCACUGCCAUGUUCGCUGGAUCCGAUGAAGGGUCCAUUAAAUCGAUGUCUGCGAACCCGGUAGUCGGCGAGGCCGAGACAGUCGCUAGUCUUGUCUCGUACUAUGCUAAACCUGAAUCCUACUUCAUAAACGGUCAAUGUGUUACUCUUGAUGGAGGAUCCAUUCGUUACGACUGAAAGUAUGGCCUUCGAGGUAGAAAUUGGAUAUGGCCAUGAAAUUAAUAUAUUUAUAAUGCAAUGAUGGAAUUUUCUGAGUUCUGGCGUUUCUCGC
Messenger RNA from Fomitiporia mediterranea MF3/22, 951 nucleotides. RefSeq names its product NAD-binding protein. The transcript has 9 exons. NCBI's taxonomy places the organism in Eukaryota, Fungi, Basidiomycota, Agaricomycetes, Hymenochaetales, Hymenochaetaceae. The record is from RefSeq and is a predicted model, not a curated record. Gene Ontology annotation, molecular function: oxidoreductase activity. The coding region runs from base 78 to 857 and encodes 259 amino acids.